Trichoderma atroviride IMI 206040 is the source of this 1470-nucleotide messenger RNA. RefSeq lists its product as uncharacterized. Lineage: Eukaryota; Fungi; Ascomycota; Sordariomycetes; Hypocreales; Hypocreaceae. Gene Ontology annotation, biological process: regulation of transcription by RNA polymerase II. Gene Ontology annotation, molecular function: DNA-binding transcription activator activity, RNA polymerase II-specific; zinc ion binding. The record is from RefSeq and is a predicted model, not a curated record.
AUGGAGCCUGCAUUAAAACGCGGCAUUGGCGUCCCUUUGUCUGGCUCUUCCUCCCGCGAUGCACGCAAGAGGACCCCUCCGUCGCUGUCAGAUUGCACCAGCGUCUUCGUUGUGGCCCCCGACUCGGAACAGACGUUGUGCGAGAUCCCAACCAACUUGGUGGUGGAUCCGUUUAGGCAAAAGAGGCUGCAUCAUAAGUCCAAGCGUGGCUGUCUCCAAUGCAGAAAGCGGCGAGUAAAGUGCGACGAGAAACUUCCCACAUGCUCGGCGUGCAUCCGUCGACAGGAGCCUUGUAGCUUCAAGCCCGUGAGCCGUAGGAGAGAGAUUGAGAAAUCUGCAGACGUUGUCGACGAGGUGCCUCGGAGUCUCUCACAGCGAUGCGGGCUGGUACUGGAUGAAGUGGAUGAAGCAGUCAACUUGCUACAGAUGAAACUCUUCCAUCACUUCCAGCAUGACACUAUCCCAACACUUCUCUUUCCUUCGGGAGCCUGGAUUAAUGCCCUGCAGCUAUCUUUCAGCUUCCCCUCUCUGAUGCAUGCCAUGCUCUGCGAGUCGGCAAGACAUCUGUCGUAUCUCUUUCCUGAUGAGCAAAAGUAUGCCACAGCGGCCACUACUCAUUUGACAAAGACUUUAAGUAUAUACUGCGAAGAUCUUUCCAGCAAAUUUACACCGUCCAACGUCGACGCAUUCAUGACUACGACUACACUGUUAGUCAUGGACAUGUGGUCCAAUACCGAGUUUGCAGUGCUUGAGCCUGACGGAACCAUGUCGUAUGAUCCGCUCAAAGACCACCUCUUCCAACACAGCGUGGGUAUUCUGCACGUAUUCCUGAACUGUGUUCCCCUUUCCUUGCACAAGCAAUCGUCAUUACUUCCAUACGUCAAGUACAGCUCUCGGACUGUCCUGGUCAAUGCCGCAAAGCUAAGUAGAGAUUCAUUUGACAAGUUCAGGCGGUUCUUUGCGUACGACCGCCCUGUCAGCCCUUCUCUCCUUUCCGUCCCUCUCCCCUUCAUUCGCAAUUCCGACCUCACCCCAGAAAGCUCGUUGGCUGUGGAAAUUCCAAAACUAGCAGAAAUAGGUCCUUCCACGUCCAAAGAAGCAGGCUACUCUCUGAAAGGAUACUAUGGCAUAGUGGAUCGCCUUUGCCUCAUAUUGUCGUUCCUACCAGAGGCGCAAGAUGGGGAAUGCGAGGCUCUGAACCCCGAGUUGAAAAGAAACCUAUCUCGGUAUAUCAUCAUCUUCCCCCUUCUGUGUGACCAGCAGUUUGUGUCGAUGGUGAGGCAUGGAGACCUUCAUGCAAUGGUCUUGUUGUACCACUUUUACCGCGCUGUGAGGAUCCUUGUUCCUUCAACAGAGCAUUGGUGGGCACAAAAGAGAGCUAUUUUGGCAGAGACGGCGAUGGAGCAAUGGAUACUGCGAGAGUGCACCAGAAAUGGGACGGCUGCUGCAGUCAUAGACGAGCAACGUUGA